Messenger RNA from Pestalotiopsis fici W106-1, 1011 nucleotides. RefSeq lists its product as uncharacterized. NCBI's taxonomy places the organism in Eukaryota, Fungi, Ascomycota, Sordariomycetes, Amphisphaeriales, Sporocadaceae. The transcript has a single exon. The record is from RefSeq and is a predicted model, not a curated record. Gene Ontology annotation, biological process: spliceosomal complex disassembly. Bases 1 to 1011 code for a protein of 336 amino acids. Gene Ontology annotation, cellular component: spliceosomal complex.
AUGUCUCUCGCCUUUGCCUGGAAGACUUCUGCGCCGCAACAUUCAUCAGACAACUUCACUUGCUAUCAGCAAAGUCGGGUCAAGAUGGACAAAUCCGAAAUUCUCGCGUUCGCGCGCGAGUACUCGAGCAAAAAUAUCGACCUGUACGAACUUCUUGGUAUCGAUUCUCUUAAAGCAGCAGACGCCAACGAAGUCAAGCGCGCGUAUCGAAAGCAAUCCAUUAAAUACCACCCGGAUAAGUUGGGCGAUGACUUUGACCCAGACAAAUGGCAACUACUCGAGCGCGGUCGCGAUGUUCUCAUGGACAAGGCCGCCAAGGAUGCUUAUGAUGCUGCGCGUAGCGCGGCGCUUCGGGAACAAGAACGGAGGCAAGCCAUGAACGCGAAGCGUAAGGCGGCGAUAGAGGACCUCGAGGCUAGAGAACGAGGCGAGGUUCCCAAACGACUUAGAAAAGAGGAGGAUACUGGUAUGAGCGCUGCAGAAAGACAACAACUCAACCAGGAGGGUAAUCGACGCUUGGAGAUGCGCAGGCGACAAAUGGCAGAGGCAGAGGAGAGGGAGCGGAAGGCCCAAGAGUUGGCAAACCUAGCAAAAUCAGGGCAGAAGGAGCCUAUCAAUACCCCAGAAAACCCUGUUUCGAAUUUGCAACAGAAAAUCAGUCCAGACGACGAGGACGAUCCUGAAAUUGCUGCCAUUCAGCAACGCAUCCGAGAAGCACAGGAGAAGAAGGCUGCAAAGGCCGCGAGGAAGGCAGAGAAGGCAGCACGCAAGACAGGAGACAAUGCACCAGUGCCAUCAGAUACCAGUGCACAGGCUCAAGAGAAACCCAUGUCCAAACCUCCUGCUACGGAAUCACAGGCUGACGAGAAGAAGAAGGUGCCAAAAUUCUCGUUUACUAGUCCUUCUACGGCCUCGGCUGCCACCGCACCGAAAAACGACUGGGCCACCAUGAAGGAGAGGCUAAAGGCUGCCCAAGCCGAACGAGAAAGGCGCAAAGCUGAGACUGCAUAG